Messenger RNA from Aethalodelphis obliquidens (Pacific white-sided dolphin), 2437 nucleotides. RefSeq names its product growth factor independent 1 transcriptional repressor (gene GFI1). The coding region runs from base 166 to 1428 and encodes 420 amino acids. Gene Ontology annotation, molecular function: DNA-binding transcription factor activity, RNA polymerase II-specific; RNA polymerase II cis-regulatory region sequence-specific DNA binding. Gene Ontology annotation, biological process: regulation of transcription by RNA polymerase II. The record is from RefSeq and is a predicted model, not a curated record. The transcript is spliced from 7 exons. Lineage: Eukaryota; Metazoa; Chordata; Mammalia; Artiodactyla; Delphinidae.
ACAGCGAGACAGCGCGGUCUCUCCCGAAAGCAACUCAGUUUGAAAACUCUCGGAGCGCGAUACCCGCGCCCUGACCCCGCAGGUCUCCGCCUGGCUGGGGCUUACGGUGGGCUGACGGAGGCUCCAGGGACCCUUGGAGCAGAGUGGGGAGCGCGCCCGACCACCAUGCCGCGUUCGUUCCUGGUUAAGAGCAAAAAGGCUCACAGUUACCACCAGCCGCGCUCCCCGGGACCCGACUAUUCCCUCCGCCUGGAGAAUGUACUGGCGCCAGGCGGAGCAGACAGCACCUCGAGCACAGGCGGGGCGAAGGCGGAGCCCCGGGGCCGUUUGUCCCCCGAGUCUCAGCUGACCGAAGCCCCCGACAGAGCCUCCACGUCCCCCGGCAGCUGUGAAGGCAGCGUCUGCGAUCGGAGCUCGGAGUUUGAGGACUUCUGGAGGCCUCCGUCGCCUUCUGUGUCUCCAGCCUCGGAGAAGUCGGUGUGCCCCUCGCUGGACGAAGUUCAGCCCUUCCCCCUGCCCUUCAAGCCGUACUCGUGGAGCGGUCUGGCGGGUUCCGACCUGCGGCACCUGGUGCAGAGCUACAGGCCGUGCGCGGCCCUGGAGCGCGGCGCCGGCCUGGGCCUCUUCUGCGAGCGCGCCCCGGAGCCAGGCCACCCCGCGGCGCUGUACGGCCGGGACCGGGCUGCUGGAGGCGCGGGGGCCGGGGCACCCGGGGGAGGCAGCGCAGGAGGCGGAGCUGCCGGCGGCGCGGGCCUGGGGCUCUACCGCGACUUUGGGCCCGCGGCGGCAGGACUGUACGAGAGGCCGGCGACCGGCGGACUGUACCCGGAGAGCGGCCACGGGCUGCACGGCGACAAGGGCACCGGCGUCAAGGUGGAGUCGGAGCUGCUGUGCACCCGCCUGCUAAUGGGCGGCGGCGCCUACAAGUGCAUCAAGUGCAGCAAGGUGUUCUCCACACCGCACGGGCUCGAGGUGCACGUGCGCAGGUCCCACAGCGGCACGAGACCCUUUGCGUGCGAGAUAUGCGGCAAGACCUUCGGGCACGCGGUGAGCCUGGAGCAGCACAAAGCCGUGCACUCGCAGGAACGGAGCUUUGACUGUAAGAUCUGUGGCAAGAGCUUCAAGAGGUCAUCUACACUGUCCACACACCUGCUCAUCCACUCAGACACCCGGCCCUACCCCUGUCAGUACUGUGGCAAGAGGUUCCACCAGAAAUCAGACAUGAAGAAACACACCUUCAUCCACACCGGUGAGAAGCCCCACAAGUGCCAGGUGUGUGGCAAGGCAUUCAGCCAGAGCUCCAACCUCAUCACCCACAGCCGCAAGCACACAGGCUUCAAGCCCUUCGGCUGCGACCUGUGUGGAAAGGGCUUCCAGAGGAAGGUGGACCUCAGGCGGCACCGGGAGACACAGCAUGGGCUCAAGUGAGCGCCUCGGCUGGCUGCAGGCGCAGUUACGCAGGCAACACUACGGAGGGCAGCCUCCCCACUUGCCACCAGCCACUUCCGCAGAUCCCACCAGGGUGAUCCCCCUUCCCUUUUCUCCCUGGAGCCGCCAGAGGGGAUAAGUUACCUUUUGAAAUUUCAGCCUGGAGUGGGAACUAAAUGACUGCCUGGGUAUGGGACUCACCCAAUAGGCUCCUCUACAUCUGAAGACUCCAAGUGGAGAGGCAAUCAGAUAAAAUACCGGGCCUCACAGUCCUUCCUAUUCCCAGCCCUGUUACACAGAUAGGAAGGUCCUUCAGGUUUCCUCCCUCCUCCUCCUGACCUACCCCAGAUACUUGUAUGGAAUAGGAGGAAUCAUCAUUUACAAGGUAAACAUAUCAAUGUUUUUAUCUGGAAUGAAGAAUGAGUGUUAUUUUAUUGUUUUCCUUCUGGGGAGUUUUUUGACCCCUUUUUUGUUGGGUGCUGCCUAUAGAGGUUGGAGGAAUCGUUUCUUCCACUUGGAGACUGGUUCAAAAACUGAUUUGGGAAAGGAAUUUCAUACUUUUGAAAUUACAAGAUACACUGUGGAUCCUGCCCCAAGAAGGAGCAGAAGAAAAGUCGGCUUGGUGAGAAGAGAUUAGAUGUCCUCCCUCCAGGAGGCCUGUGAAGGCUUCUUCAGAAGAGGUGGAAGCACAGAGCAAUGCCUUUGGACAAGAUUGUCAUCCAUUUAUUCAGCAAAUGUCUAUUGACCACCAGUUACCAUGGUUUCAGGCCCUAUGCUAGGUACUGGGGAGCCAGAAAGUAAAGUCUCUGUCUGCCUCUGCUCCGCAGCUCCAAGUAGCUGGGUCUAUGCUCCCUCCCCCCACAAAGGAAUUCUGAGAAGGUAAAGCAGAAUCUUGAAACUUCCCUUCUGACUGUUUGGAUUUUAUCAAACGUAAAUGAAAAAUAGCUGAACAGAUACUUCAAAGAUUUUUGUGUAUAUUCCGUUUUUUUAUUGUUAAGCUGAUAUUUUU